CUGAGUCCCUCCGCCUGAGUGCCAGCUCCCGCCUCUCUGAGUCUUCGGUCACUCUUCCUUAUUGACAAAUACACAAAGGGCCGCGCCGGUCUAGAGACGCGUCUAUAGUCGGCAUGGGAGACAAGAAGAGCCCCACAAGGCCGAAGCGGCAACAGAAACCCUCCUCCGACGAGGGCUAUUGGGACUGCAGUGUGUGCACCUUCCGGAACAGCGCCGAGGCCUUCAAGUGCAUGAUGUGCGAUGUGAGAAAGGGCACCUCCACUCGGAAACCUCGACCUGUCUCUCAGCUGGUUGCACAACAAGUUACCCAGCAAUUUGUGCCCCCAACACAGUCAAAAAAAGACAAAAAAGACAAAGUAGAAAAAGAAAAAAGUGAAAAAGAAACUACUACCAAAAAGAACAGUCAUAAGAAAACCAGGCCCAGAUUGAAAAAUGUGGAUCGAAGUAGUGCUCAACAUUUGGAAGUUACUGUUGGUGAUCUGACAGUCAUUAUUACAGACUUUAAAGAAAAAACUAAGUCGCCACCUGCUUCUAGUGCAGCUUCUGCAGACCAGCACAGUCAGAGUGGUUCUAGUUCUGACAAUACAGAGAGAGGAAUGUCCAGGUCAUCUUCACCUAGAGGAGAAGCCUCAUCACUGAAUGGAGAAUCUCAUUAAAGUUUAUUUACUUCAGUUUAUUUAGUCUUUCCUUUCAAAAAAUUACAUAUAUACAACUUCUGCCAACAGUUACCACAUUUUCAUGACUUAUCACCGUGCAUGAUUACGUUUACUCAAAUAUGAUUUAUGCAGUUUUUUAUAAGCAGUUCUGCAGUGCAAUUAAAUUGCACUGCAAUCUACAAAACAUUUUUAGAUCAAUUUUUUAAUCUUCAUAUACAAUAGUGCCAUGAAAAUGUGGUUUGAAUGUUCUUGAUGCAGUGUUAACUGGUAAGUCCAUUUCCUCUCUUUCUUUAGUGAAUUUUAACAGAACUCUUGGAUUCUGUGCUAUUGGCAUGUACUGAAUGAAUUAAAAAAAAUAGUUCAAGCUGCAUAAAUAUGCAUUAUUUGAGAAUUGUGAAUCAUAAUUAUAUAUGUAUGCAAGUCAAAGAUCAACUUAAUCAACAAUUGCUGCAAAAAACUUUUCGUAAUGAUUACCUUUAAAACACCUGCUGGUACUUGGUGUGGUUGAAUAGGAAAAUGUUAUUAAAUAAAACAUUUGUAUGAAUUUUUGCCAAUGUCCAACACAUUUUACUGGAUUAUUGUAAUUGAAUAACGUUGCUAGCUUCUCCAAUAUUUUCCUCACACACUUAGAACAUUUAUUGUUAAUGUUUACAAGCAAAAAAGUAAAUCUGUUACAAACAUUGUUUAGCUUUAUAAUUCAAAUAUAGUAUUACCUUGUCCUUAUACACUGGUAUUCUCUGUUAUAGAACAUAAAUUUAUUCUGAAAUUAUUAAUCAUUUUCUGGUUUUCUUAAUUCUAUAUCUUAAAAUUACUGGUGAUAGCUUUAAAAUCCCAAACAUGAUGCCAUCAUAAUUGGUAUUGUCCACUUACUUUCUCCGAGAUUUGCUCAGUGUUAUAGUGAUAUACUGUUCAGCAGGAGGCUGGGAUCCAAAGAGGCUUUAAGUUUGUGUAUGAGUUUAGUGGUUUAUUUUGUUUGGUUUGGGGGUUUUUUUUUAGCCAUAGUUCUUUGCACUGCACCAGAGAGCAUUCCCAAAGAUCUCCCAAGAAAAUGGGUAGCACAGGGGACUGCAGUUGAAGGAGGUGAACUUUAAAAGCAAUGGUGCCUGUGUAUGUUUGUGUGUAUGGAUGUGAAAAGAACCUGUGCAGCCUUUAGGAUUCAGCCAGUGAUAUUAAAUGUUGCACCAGAAUAAAUAACGAAGCAAAUGUGGUAUGUAUUACAUUUGUUCCUGUAUCAGCCUUUUGCUUUUUUUAAAAAAAAGAACUUUUAUUAAAUAAUAUAGAGUAAAUCAUAGGAAAAAUGCAAUUCUUUGUUUUUGAUAUAGUGGUGGAUAUUUAUGCAUUUAGCAAUAUGGAGAUACAGAACAAAAAGAUUUAUAGUCCCAUUCAGUAUUAUGUAAACUUUUCAAUAAAAUAUUUUUAUGAGUAUAGGUUUUGCAAUUUUGUUUACAAUCAGUUAAGUGUUUUAAUGUACAAAUUAAUGAUUAACUCUUUCACCUGUACUGUAGAAUUAGAAAUAUAGUGGGAGGGAAGAUGAUUUAUAACUUCUAAGGGUGUUUUUAUAUAUGAUUGUCCACUUAAAUGAAGGACAUUCACUGAUAGAAUGUAAACCCAAUCUAAAAAUUAUUUUAAUUUAAUAAGACAACUAACAAAUCCGAACUUAUACAUUAUAAUUGACAGCACAAAAGUCUAUACAUUUCUACUCAAAAUGUCUCAUUGAUUUCCUAGUUUAUAGCACUACAGCAUCCUUAAUCCUUGCAUUUUUACUCAGCAGCCCAAACUUGAGUGGGGGAUGGGGAAGGUUCAUGACAUGUGCACAAUGAUGUCAUCAUAAUAGUAUCUUAAGCUGUUUAUCUGUGUCACUUAUCAGGUCACAAAGUACAUCAUGGUAACUUUUGUACGAUGACAUCAUCAACCAUAUUAUUUUGGUACCUUCAUAAUUUACUGCAAAUGCUUCUGAGCCUGAGGCUGUUUCCCUACGGAAUUAAGAGGCACUGUGCUAUUUGGAAUUUACUUCCAAAUAAACAUGCAUAGAGUUGCAUUGCACAAAGUAAACAGUAGUAAAAGCAUUCUAAUUCAUUUUUCCAAAUUUAUUGUAUUUUUCUGUUGCUUGGACUAGUUGCCAAUAUUAGCAUUUUUGUACCCACAAACAUCUUCAUGAAAAUGUCCUUCAGAUGCAGAGUUACUAAAAAUGAAGGUUCUCAUAGUGAUGGAUCUUAAAAUAAUGAACUAGAAGAGAAAGUCUAGUGAAUGUAUAUGUUUGUGUUUUCUGUGUUAGAUUAAUCUUAUGCACACUUACUUCGAUAGAUCCCACUGAAUUCAAUGAAACUUAACUCUGGGAAAAUAUACAUAGGAUCAGGCUGUUAAUAUUAUUUGUUUUGGUAAAAAGUCCAGUUGUGUAUUGUUGAAGGGAACGCUUCACAUAAUAGCUAGGAAUUAACUUUUUUUCCACUUAAAAUAAAUAUUUUAAGUGAACUAUGAAAAAUUAAAUAGGAUUUUGGUAAUAAUUCUAACCAAAAAUAUUAAAUAUGUAUAAUGACAGCCUUUCAGCUAGAAUUGAAUUUUGUAGCUCUGCUAAUGGUGAUGUUUGUUGGUCUCUUGCAAUAUUGUAUUUUUCUGUUUUUAACUCCAGUACUUCUACAGGCACAAUAGUACUGUCUAUUUUGUACCAUGUUAGAUGUGAAAUACAGUCUGAUGUGAAAUGUAAAA
This is a messenger RNA of Protobothrops mucrosquamatus (brown spotted pit viper), 3362 nucleotides long. RefSeq names its product YY1 associated factor 2 (gene YAF2). The coding region runs from base 114 to 656 and encodes 180 amino acids. Lineage: Eukaryota; Metazoa; Chordata; Lepidosauria; Squamata; Viperidae. The transcript is spliced from 4 exons. Gene Ontology annotation, cellular component: nucleus. Gene Ontology annotation, molecular function: DNA binding; transcription coregulator activity. The record is from RefSeq and is a predicted model, not a curated record. Gene Ontology annotation, biological process: positive regulation of DNA-templated transcription.